ACAGUGUUGGGAACGCGCAUCGGAGGCUUGCUGACGUCACUGAAGCGCCUUGGCUUGCUCUCGUGAACUGCUGGCAAAAAAGAUGGCAAAAUUUGAUAGACAACUGUCGAGCGACUAGCAUCUAAAAUUUAUUUAUUUUGCAAUCGAAUGCCUAUUGUGUAAUUGUUUGGGGAAGCGAGGCUGAUUUUCGAUGGUAGCAGACGACAAAAAGCUAGUUUAUUGCAGAGGUUUUAAGCACUGGCUAUUGUGUUAGUAGCGAGGGGGAAAAGGAGAGCUUCUGCUGGCUUGUCCACGUACAUGGAAGACAUCAACCUAUGUCAUAUUGAACGUUGGUUGACGGGAAUGACAGAUCGACAUCACAUUUAGCAACGGUGGAUGUGUCAGCUCCUGUUGGGAACAGGAUAUCUGUGUAUGUCGCCUGUCAGUGAAAGUGGAGAGACUUCUUUCAUCAUGAACAUUGUGCCUUCUGCCUCUAACUGAGCAACCACAAGCACAAAUCAGUGUGAUCGUUAGCUUGCAUCUGAGCUUACCCACCCUACUUUUGCCGCUCGCCUUGAGUCUUCAGCUCGGAACAUGUAUGGUAGCGCCCGCUCGGUCGGCAGAGGGGAUGCCAACCAUAGUGGAGGCAGGGAUGCAGGCGGGGGCACUAAUCAGGGAUCGGGUCGCUCCCCUCGCCUCCCUCGCUCCCCCCGCAUGGGCCACCGUCGCACUAACAGCACCGGGGGCAGCGGAGGAGGUCCCGGUGGCGCGGGAGGCAAGACGCUCUCGAUGGAGAACAUCCAGUCCCUCAACGCAGCAUAUGCCACCUCGGGGCCGAUGUACCUGAGCGACAAUGAGGUGGCUGUGGGGGAGCACCUCCCCAAAAGUGCAGGCGGGGCUGUGACCACCAUGGGGCGUCAGCGGGUGACCUACGGAUCAAGGAGCAGCGGUGGCGUGGUGGCAGCGAGCACACCCAACAUCUCCACCUCGGUGCCUUCGAGCACAGUGCUGCCUGCGGGCCUUAUGGCGGGCGACGCUUUGGCUUUUGGGGACCACCACAUGGCGUCCACGGUACCCCAUUCUUUAAGGCAGGCAAGGGACAACACCAUACUGGACCUUCAGGCCCAACUCAAAGAGGUUCUGCGGGAAAACGAAUUGUUGCGGCGGGAAGUGGAAGUCAAAGAGAGCAAGCUGAGCUCGUCCAUGAAUUCCAUCAAAACAUUUUGGAGUCCAGAGCUGAAAAAGGAGCGAGCGCUCCGCAAAGAUGAGGUGUCGAAGAUCUGUGUGUGGAAGGAACAAUACCGUGUGAUUCAAGACGAAUCUCAGCACCUCCAGAUGACCGUGCAGGCGCUCCAGGAUGAGCUAAGGAUCCAGCGGGAUCUAAACCAGCUGCUGCAGCAAGACCCCGCCAGCCAUGGCCGAGAUCUGGCCUUGGCGUCGGAACCGACCGAAGAGAACUUUAGGCGGCUGCAUUGUGAACAUGACAGGCAGGCCAAGGAACUCUUUCUUCUUAGGAAAACCUUGGAGGAGAUGGAGAUGAGAAUUGAGACGCAGAAGCAAACUCUUGGGGCCCGAGAUGAAUCCAUUAAGAAACUAUUGGAGAUGUUGCAAAGCAAAGGUCCAUCUGCUAAGGCAUCAGAGGAGGACCAGGAGCGCACCAGGAGGCUGGCUGAUGCAGAGAUGCACUGGCAUCACCUGGAAAGUUUACUAGAUCAGAGAGAGCGAGAGAUAACUGCGUUGAGAGAAGAGCUGCAUCGCAGAUAUGAGGGCACACCAGAGUCCACCAAAACAAAGGCUUUACAAACAGUCAUUGACAUGAAGGAUGCAAAGCUCAACUCAAUGGAACGAAGCCUGAGGGACAUGGAGGAGGAGCUGCUCAUGAUGAAGUCAAAUGGGCUUCUGAGCUGUGAAGAGCGACAGGAGGAGAUGAAGCAAAUGGAGGUCUACCGCAGCCACACCAAGUUCAUGAAGAGCAAGAUGGACCAGGUGAAGCAAGACCUCUCCCGGAAGGACACCGAGCUGCUCGGCCUGCAGACAAAGUUGGAGACGCUCACUAACCAGUUUUCAGACAGUAAACAGCACAUUGAGGUCCUGAAGGAGUCUCUUACUGCCAAGGAACAGAGGGCUGCCAUUUUACAGACAGAGGUGGAUGCCUUGCGUCUGCGCUUGGAAGAGAAGGAGGCCACUUUGAAUAAAAAGAGCAAGCAGAUCCAAGAAAUGUUUGAAGAGAAAGGCACGCUUAGUGGAGAGAUCCAUGACCUCAAGGACAUGCUUGAGGUGAAGGAGCGCAAAGUCAACGUGCUUCAGAAAAAGAUUGAAAACUUGCAGGAGCAGCUGAGGGACAAGGAGAAGCAGAUGAGCAGCCUAAAGGAGAGAGUCAAGUCUUUGCAGGCUGACACGUCCAACACAGACACUGCCCUCACGACGCUGGAGGAGUCUCUUGCUGAAAAGGAACGAAUCAUAGAGCGAUUAAAGGAGCAGCGAGAUAGAGACGACCGAGAGAAGACUGAAGAGCUGGACUCCAACAAGAAGGAGCUGAAAGAGUUGAAGGAGAGGCUGAGUUUACUGCAGGGAGACCUGUCAGACAGGGAGACGUCUCUGCUGGACCUGAAAGAGCACGCGUCAUCGCUGGCCUCCUCCGGCCUGAAGAAAGACUCCAAACUAAAAAGUCUGGAGAUCGCCCUCGAGCAGAAGAGGGAGGAGUGUCUCAAACUAGAUAACCACCUUAAGAGGGCUCAGAAUGCAACUCUUGAAGCUCAGGCCAACACCGAGCUGGCGGAGCGUAUUAAGAGCCUGAAACAGGAAGUGGCCCGCCACAAAGAGGAUUCUGGGAAAGCACAAGCCGAGGUGGACCGCCUGCUGGAGAUCCUCCGGGAAAUGGAAAAUGAGAAAAAUGACAAAGACAAGAAGAUCAACGAGCUGGAGGGGCAGAUGAAAGAUCAGACAAAGAAGGUGGCAUCUCUGAAGCACAAAGAGCAGGUGGAAAAAAGCAAGAAUGCCCGACUGAUGGACGAGGCUAAGAAGCGUGAGGACAACAUGUCUGAGAGCUCACUGCAGGUGAAGGACUCUUUGCGUCAGAAGUCGGAGCGCAUCGAGGAGCUGGAGGAGGCCUUGAGAGAGAGCGUGCAGAUCACCGCCGAGCGAGAGAUGGUGCUUGCUCAGGAGGAGGCUGCCAGGUCCCUGCAGGAGAAACAGAUGGAGGAACUGCUUGGAGCCAUGGAGAAAGUGAAGCAGGAGCUCGAAUCCAUGCGGGCCAAACUCUCCUCCACCCAGCAGUCUCUGUGCGAAAAGGAGGCUCAUCUCACCACCCUGAGAGCCGAACGCAGGAAGCAUCUGGAGGAAGUGCUGGAAAUGAAGCAAGAGGCGCUGCUGGCGGCCAUUAGUGAGAAGGAUGCAAACAUUGCUCUGCUGGAGUUGUCCUCCUCCAAGAAAAAGAAGACUCAGGAUGAAGUGUCUUUGUUGAAGCGAGAGAAAGAUCGACUGGUGCAACAACUCAAGCAGCAGACUCAGAACCGCAUGAAGUUGAUGGCAGACAACUAUGAGGACGAACAUCUAAAGACAGCCCCUGACCAUACAAACCACAGGCCCUCCCCAGACCAGAUGAUAACCCCUGUUGUAGCCCUGUGCCAGAACCGCAGCAAGCUCAAGCUCUACAUAGCCCACUUGACCGACCUCUGCUACGACCGCGAUCCGAGCAUCCUCAGCCAGCUCACGCCGCCCGCCCACUAUCACCGCAGCGACCCGGACGACUGGGAGGAGGAGCUCCUGAAGAUGACGGCGGAACAGUUGGAGAAGGAGCUAGAGCUAUGCGAAAGGGAAAGCGGUGAGCUGCAGGAGUACGCCAACUGCGUCCUGCAGCAGAUUGCCGACUGCUGCCCUGACAUCUUGGAGCAGGUUGUCAAUGCGCUGGAGGAGUCGUGCUGACCCACGGGAGCGGCCCAGGUUUGCUCGGACCCCAUUUCAUCUCCAGCUUUUGACAAGGCCCUCCCCACGGGGUUACAAUAACUACCAAAACUCGCCUGAAAGUGCUUUCCUGUCCCAUUUUGACACCAUUUGAUUCCUAUAUUGACAUUUAACCAGCUGUGUUAAGACACAAGUGAAAGAAAGAGCACAAUAUUUAACAUAACGCAAGAUUAUUGCACACUUUGAGAGUACAGUGGAACUUCACAGCCCCCACUUGCAUAAUCACAAGUCGCGUGUUAUGAAAAUCCAAACAGAAAAGAACUAGCAAGGUUCUAUCUAAUGAGGUCUCGUGCACACAAAGGUGAUUCUAAAUCAAAACUUAACUAAAAAUGUGGGAUUUCCCCCAAAGUUGUAAUUGAAUUCCAAAUUGGUUUUCUUUUUUUAGAGGUUCCACUGUAUUGAAAUCUCAUACUUGAGCACAAAGUCUGAAGGUUUACUGCUGGCGUUCCUUCUUUUCUGUGGCUGGAGGCAUUUGCAGUGGAAUCAGGCACAGUUCUGUCACAUGUUGAGUCUUUAACGGAAAAGGGCUGUUCACGUGGGGAAGGAAAGCACUCGGGCUCGGUGGGGUGCUGGGGACCACGCCAGUCUGAAUUCCCUCCCUUAUGGACUGCAAGCUACUGGUGGGAACAUAAUUUGAUCUCUGAGCUACGGAUCUUUGCAAUUACAUCUUUUGUUACUUGCCUGGCUCAGGUGCCAGGGGUCUUGCUCUGUAGUCCUUUUAAAGGAGACAUAUUAUGAAAGAAUAUUAUGACCCCUCAUUGUUAGGGGAUGCAAGGAAAUGGGGCAGCAUUUCUUUACGUAACACUAAAAAGCCAAUUCUCAUAAUUUGUCUCCUUUAAUAAUAUAGACGAGAGAGACCGAGAGAGGGGCGUUUUUAAACUUUUAUUCUGUCAAUGGUUUUGCACAUUGGGUUCACUUGUUAUGAGGUAUGCAAUGUUUCUUUGGAGAACGUUCUAGUGGCCUUGAAGCAUGUACGGGAGGUUGGGGGUGGGUGAGACAGUAGCCGACCUAACCCGGGGAUGUUCCCCCCCCCACCCUGUACUAUUGGUGCUCUCAAGGCACAAUCUUAAAAUUGGUCCCUGUGAUCUAUUUGGCAUUGAUCUCAAGUUCCUAAUAGAUGUUACAAGGCACAAAAUGUUCAGUUGGCCAAAUGCCACAAAAAGAAAGUAACGGCUCUAACUUUGUUCAGUGGUCUCUUCAGGGCUCUUUUAAUUUGACUUUUUAAAAUCCGUUUGUAAAUAAAGUGAUAUUUAACACGUGCUGUGACUGAAUUGAGGUAAGUGGGCCAUGUCGUGCAUUCUUUUUUGAAAAGAAGAAAAAAAUACUAAGCAGUGCCAUUGUCUACUUUUGUCACAGAGAAAUAAAAGUGUGAGUACUGCUGUCUUAAGUAUGGAGAAUCUUCUAUAGAAAUAUAUGAACAUAAAUGCGUAGGUAUGUAUAAAUGUUAACUGUAUGGCUAUACAAUGAAUGUUUGCACAGAAUCUCCAGGAGUGACAAAAAAUGUAAUUUGCGUCACUUGGGAAAAGAAAAUGUUUCCACACCAGGUGUGAUGGGAAGAAAAUACUUUUUGUUUUGAACAUUUAGUGUUGUCAGUGAGCUCCAUAUAAGCCUGAAAGAACUAUGUCAAGCUCAUUUCAGUUAUAGUGGCACCUCCAAAGUCCUAGUGCCCCCAUAAAGUAAUUCUAAAAAUAUUUACUGUUAAGUGGAGCUUGAAAUAAAUUUUAUUCUGGGGGAAAUGGGAAGUUCACUGUUGGACUUUGGCUGAUCCGCUGUACUGUAACUCUGUAGGAGGCCUGGGAAGAAAAUGCAGGUCCAGUCUAGGAAGUAACUUGUUCUUACUUGCUUCAUGAAUUGGAAGGUGGACUUGCCACUGCAACAACCAAGAGUGUGUUUCUUUUCCGUUCAGUCUGUGUGUCUUCUUGCAUUUGACUUAAUGUCUCAUGUCAUCUCUUAAACAAAAUCUGUCGAGGAAUUCAAGUGACUUUAUUUUUAAAUUUUAUAUUAUUCAGAGGAAUUCCUUUGUUUUGGUAUUCGUAAAAGAAACGUGUUCUGCCUUGGAUCUGUUUGUUGCAAAAAAAAAAAAAAAAAGCCCGGCCAUAUUUCCGAGUUGUUUGGAAUUUGUAUGGAUGUAAAUGAAUAAAUUAUAAGCCUUG
Molecule: messenger RNA, 6095 nt
Organism: Syngnathus typhle (broad-nosed pipefish)
Lineage: Eukaryota; Metazoa; Chordata; Actinopteri; Syngnathiformes; Syngnathidae
Product: ELKS/Rab6-interacting/CAST family member 1-like
Exons: 20
Coding region: 574-3903 (1109 amino acids)
Biological process (GO): regulation of synaptic plasticity; maintenance of presynaptic active zone structure; neuromuscular synaptic transmission
Cellular component (GO): cytoskeleton of presynaptic active zone
Molecular function (GO): structural constituent of presynaptic active zone
Source: RefSeq, a predicted model, not a curated record